Messenger RNA from Diplodia corticola, 1506 nucleotides. RefSeq lists its product as uncharacterized. Bases 1 to 1506 code for a protein of 501 amino acids. The record is from RefSeq and is a predicted model, not a curated record. The transcript is spliced from 2 exons. Lineage: Eukaryota; Fungi; Ascomycota; Dothideomycetes; Botryosphaeriales; Botryosphaeriaceae.
AUGGAAGACAAGAAGCGCUGCAGAACGCUCGAUCGCUUCCUCGAGCCGCCGCCGCCAUAUCCGCCUUUGUCACCCGGCAUCGAGAUCGCACCCGAAGGCCGCGCCGUUGUGGACACCAGCAACGGCAUCGACGAGGUCUACUUCCUCUCCUGCCAUCCGCUUUCCUUCAACGGCUCUCUCAGCGACACGGACGGCGACGAAGAGUGGAUCGAAGACUAUGUCACUGAAUUCCUCGUAGACAGGGCCAAGUGCCGGCCCCAAGCCAGAUCCAACGGCGUCUGGGUAGACGACGACGCGAUCGAGUCUGAAACCGAAAGCAGCAGCACCGAGAAGCACGACAGCAGUGACGAGAGUGACGAUGAGAGUGGCGACGAAGACGGCGACGAAGACGGCGACCAAGACGGCGACCAAGACGGCGACGAGGAUAAAGACAACAUCUUUGACUCCCAAGCCCGAACCUGGCGCACUGUCCUCAAGCGCCGCGAGCACGCCGCCAUCAACUACACCACGCAGGCGCGGCUGACUCACGAGCCCAUCAACCUCGAGACCUGGCAAUCACACCUCCUCAUCAACACCACCAUCAGGAAGAUCAUCUAUAAUCUGGAAGGCAGCUGCCCGCUCCCCUCUCGUUCCAUCACCGCCGCCGGCACCGCCUAUCUCAGCUUCGAGUCCGUCCCGACCUCGGCCCUCAAUCAUCCCAUCGACGGCGGCCUUCAGACCUCACCCGGCAUCCAGGUCACGGACGACGUCUUCAUCCCGGUUUUCAUCUGCCCCGUUCGCGAGGCAUCCUCAUACCCCUUCACCUCUUCCAACGAGAAAGGAGGCGCCAGCAACGGUAGCAGCAGCAACGGCAGCCCCUACAGGCCCGACUACCGCGCCCCGACCACCGCCACCGCAAUCGGAAAGCACCCGCUGACAACAGCAGCAGACGGCUACCACCACGCGCCAGAAGAGGAGAUUGACUGGAUCGACGAGGACGAAGACGAAGAGAACGCCGAGUUUAUUGUCCACGCAUCCUUCUGCAUCUCCUGCCUUCGCGACCUCUACGCCGGCGCUGUGGCUCCCGAGACCAAUACAACCACCGAAAACGAUAUCAGCAUCAACUCUGACGGCGAUCGCUCACAACCGGUCACCUCCGGAGAAGAAUACGAAGACUACGAAGAUCACGAAGGCUACGAAGACUACGAAGACUACGAAGAAGAAGAGGCAGGGACGGAAGAAGUGCAAGGAAAUUCAGGAUCGGAGAUGGAGAAGAUGACUAGCGUCGUGGAAACCGGCGGCGGCGGCAACUCAGGCAGCCGAGGCAAUGAUGGUGCCUGGAGCGCCGUGAACCUAAUGACGAUGGACGAAGAGCAAAAGAACGGCGGCGGCAACCAGCAGCAACCGCAGUCUCCAGCCAUCCGUAUCCCGCAGCUAGAUGGUGUGAACGACCCGCAAAGUGGUGGAGGCGGCGGCGGCGGCGGCGGCGGUAUUGCGAGCGGUGGCUUGGGCUGCGUUGUGAUGUGA